AUGGGUAAAGAGUACCUGAAACUACUGCUGCUUCUACUUUUCUUGCUUCACCAUGUUGAUUCAGCCUCUAUAAUCAAGCAUCUUCCUGGUUUUGAAGGUCCUCUUCCAUUUGAACUUGAAACCGGGUACAUUGGUAUUGGUGAGGCAGAGGAAGUUCAAUUAUUUUAUUACUUCAUUAAAUCUGAGAGGAAUCCAGCAGAAGACCCUCUUCUUCUCUGGUUAAGUGGAGGUCCUGGUUGCUCUUCCCUCAGUGCUUUUCUACUCGAGAAUGGGCCUCUGACUAUCAAGCUGGAUGGUUACAAUGGAGGCAUCCCUUCCUUGGUCUCUUCUACAUAUUCAUGGACAAAUGUAAUUGCAAACGUGAUAUAUUUAGAUCAGCCUGUCGGGAGUGGCUUCUCCUUUUCAAAAACUCCACGCGUGGAUAUACCAAGCGACACAGGAGAAGCUAAGCGCGUCCAUGAGUUUCUUCAAAAGCAAUUGUUCAAGAAAUCUCAAAAGGGUUAUGUGCUAGGAAAUCCAAUAACAAGCAAUGGUAGUCCAAUAAACUACCGGAUUCCAUUUUCUCAUGGAAUGGCAUUGAUCUCUGAUGAACUCUACGAGGUAUGA
This is a messenger RNA of Eruca vesicaria subsp. sativa (arugula), 606 nucleotides long. Lineage: Eukaryota; Viridiplantae; Streptophyta; Magnoliopsida; Brassicales; Brassicaceae. The record is from the annotation of a GenBank genome assembly.